Messenger RNA from Echinococcus granulosus, 906 nucleotides. RefSeq lists its product as hypothetical. NCBI's taxonomy places the organism in Eukaryota, Metazoa, Platyhelminthes, Cestoda, Cyclophyllidea, Taeniidae. The record is from RefSeq and is a predicted model, not a curated record. Bases 1 to 906 code for a protein of 301 amino acids. The transcript has 5 exons.
AUGGCAACUAAGGAGGACAUCAAAACCGAGACUUUCUUUGUGGAGUCAAUGAAGAGAGAGAGUGCAAGCACGUCAUUUGUUGUUCUACCAAAACCUCCACGACGAUCCGACAGAGAACGCUCCACAUCGGCGCUUGAUCUGAGUUUUUUCAUCAAGCAGUUGGCUCUUGAAUUGUUGGAUCGUCGGCUAACCAUCGUUCAACAACCUCGACACCGACUAGCUCAAUUAGAGGCUGCUUGUCGGCGUCAAUUCCCCGCCUUCAACGAAAGACAGAUUCGUCUCAAGAUUCGAGGUCAACUGAAACUGUAUAGGCGAAAUCUGAAAAAAGCCGAGGAACGAAAACUAACUAAACCGAACGCACUUACUCAACCGUCCUCGGCAUUUGAGUGUCUCCCACUGACCUCGGUUGAUCAGAAUCCUACCUACCUCGCCUGCAAUCCCAAUGCCGUUUGGAUGGCUCGUCGAGCUUUGGCCAAUGAACGCAAGCGAGGAAAGGCACUAAUUACCCCGUCAGCAGACGUGCUGCCUCUAAAAGCUAUCAAUGAUUGGCAGAACGUGAACACAAUGGUGGGACCUAUGGUGAUUAACAGACCUCUUCCUGCCAUUCGACCGAAGGUUUGUGAGGCUUGUCGGCAAAAUUUGAAGGAUUUUGCAGAAAAUGCAAUCUCAACUUGGUUGGAGACGGCUAUUCUACUGGGAAGUGGAUGUGGCAAUUUAUGCAAACUCACUUUAGCCAUUUCCAAGAUUACUGUUGGUACUGGCUAUCAACAUGAGGCCUCUGUAGAUCCCGACGAAAAAGAGCCACUGUUAUGGUUGUGGAAUUCGAAAUGGAGGAUCGCAGAAAAAGUGCAGACGAACAGCUCCGCCAAACAUCAUAAAGAUGACAAUCGUCAAUCUCAAUUGUAG